This is a messenger RNA of Rattus rattus (black rat), 2450 nucleotides long. It is a transcript of the gene Tmem68, whose product is annotated as transmembrane protein 68. The transcript is spliced from 6 exons. Lineage: Eukaryota; Metazoa; Chordata; Mammalia; Rodentia; Muridae. Gene Ontology annotation, molecular function: acyltransferase activity. Gene Ontology annotation, cellular component: membrane. The coding region runs from base 243 to 1232 and encodes 329 amino acids. The record is from RefSeq and is a predicted model, not a curated record.
UUUCAGAAGCUAAGCCCGACACUUUUUCACCAUUUUGUAGAGAAAGCCUUAUUCUCACAGUUAAGUGUUAAAACCCCUACUUAACUUGGUAUUAAAGACGACCACGUCCAUAGCAAAAUAGACAAGUAAACCAACCUAUUUACCUUUGUAAAGAAUAACUGCAUCUUUCUCCCUUCAGGCAUUGCAGUAACACCUAUGGCAAUGAAGAAAGAGACAGAAUUUGGGAUUUUUAUCUGAGGAAAAUGAUAGAUAACAACCAGACGUGUGCUGCAGGACAGGACUCCAUGCCCUACGUGACCUGUAUGCUUCACGUGCUGGAAGAGUGGUUGGGUGUGGAACAGUUGGAGGACUACCUGAAUUUUGCAAACCAUCUCUUGUGGGUCUUCACCCCACUGAUCCUUUUAAUACUUCCGUACUUUACCAUCUUCCUUCUCUACCUUACUAUUAUUUUCCUCCACAUCUAUAAGAGGAAGAACGUGUUAAAAGAAGCCUACUCUCACAACUUGUGGGAUGGCGCGAGGAAAACAGUGGCGACCCUGUGGGAUGGACACGCGGCGGUUUGGCAUGGUUAUGAAGUUCACGGGAUGGAAAAGAUACCAGAAGGACCAGCACUUAUAAUUUUUUAUCAUGGAGCUAUUCCCAUAGACUUUUACUACUUCAUGGCUAAAAUUUUCAUCCACAAAGGCAGAACUUGCCGAGUGGUAGCUGACCACUUUGUCUUUAAAAUCCCAGGGUUCAGUUUAUUACUUGAUGUAUUUUGUGCUCUUCAUGGACCAAGAGAAAAAUGUGUUGAAAUCUUGAGGAGUGGUCACUUGUUAGCUAUUUCACCGGGUGGAGUUCGAGAAGCCUUACUUAGUGAUGAAACCUACAACAUCAUAUGGGGUAAUCGUAAAGGCUUUGCUCAGGUUGCAAUCGAUGCAAAAGUGCCCAUUAUUCCUAUGUUUACACAAAACAUCCGAGAAGGAUUUAGAUCACUCGGAGGAACAAGAUUGUUUAAAUGGCUUUAUGAAAAAUUCCGCUAUCCAUUUGCUCCAAUGUAUGGAGGUUUUCCUGUGAAGUUGCGGACCUUCUUGGGUGAUCCUAUUCCGUAUGACCCAGAGGUAACAGCAGAAGAAUUAGCUGAAAAGACUAAGAACGCUGUUCAAGCUUUGAUCGACAAGCACCAAAGGAUACCGGGGAACAUUAGGAGUGCUUUGCUGGACCGCUUUCAUAAAGAGCAGAAGGCUAAUUGACAGAUAAUUUCAUGUGUCUGUAAUGCCAACUUUGCAUCUGUGGUACUGCCUUUUAAACUUUUGUAGGUUGUAUAAUAGUGUUUUUAAAACCUGCUAAUGAGCAUCUUUCUUUAGAACUUAAACUUUCUAUGGUUAAUCUUACCCUUUCAAUCAGUUUUGUCAAAUGUAGUGAGUAACUCACCGUUUGCUUGAUUCAGAAGAUGAUCAUGUUGCAUUUGCCAUCCUCGGUAGUAUAUGAUAGGCACAGAGUCUUCGAGUUAAGUCUUCCUGAAUACUAGCAGUCUAGGUUAGGCAGACUUCACUCAAUUAUGCUUCUGUGUUUGUGUCUGUUGUGCCAAUGUGAUGGUGAGAGGCACCUGAGCUGGGGUGUAGCACUUGCUUAGUUUAGGUGAGCGGUGCCUUUGAAUCCAUCCUUCAUUCCACUCACAACUGCUGGUAAGUUGUGGAACGCUUUUGCACAUCCGUGGUCUAUGUUAAGCAUGGUAAUACUGUGGUGGUGAACAUUAAGUUGCUUAUGUCUACUGUGAUCUAUCCGUAUCUAUAUAUCUGAUAGAUAUCUGUAGUGAGAAAUCUGUAAUUAAAUUGAUUCCUGAAUCCUUUAGGAGUUAUGUACAUUUUUGUCCAUUGGAUAUUGAAAUUACUCCUUCAGGGAUGAUGUCCAGUUGCCAAGCACAAUGAAAGAGAUGUACUAUUUUGUAAAUCAAAUCAUUGUUACUUGUAGUAUUUAUUAACAGAGUUGUUUGGUAUUUAUUUUAAACAGGAUCUAAGUAAAUGUAUAGGAUGGAUUGUCAGCACGUGUCUUACACGGUGUAAAGAUAAAAUCGUGGACACGCUCUGCAGUUCAUGUUAGAGCAGAUCCUAGGCUGAGGAGUGACAACUGAGGAAGCUCUGCCUCGCUUGUCCCAGGGCUCGCUUCCGUGCUCUGCAGCCAGGCACGUGGUUAUAUCUGUAAAAUGUACUUGAAUGAUGAAUUUCUGUAAACAUGGAGUCCUCUGAAAAUGUAAGUGCUUUGUUGUCUUCUUGAAAACUUAUUUUAAAAGUAUUUAAACAGCAAAGUAUCAUGAAUUCAUCGCUGUGUGUCUUCCCCCUUUGCAGUACUUGGGUUUUAUAUGGACUUUUUAACUACAAGUGUAUAUUUGUGAUAUGUAUAAUGUAUGUAUAAUGUAUAUAGAAAUGGUGUGAAAAUAAAGCUGAAUUGCAACUCCUUCUCUAGUAAAA